AUGGAGGUCAUACGUCGUUUUCGAAUUUUAACCCACGAGUAUAUAGCUUUUCAGAAAUAUACAAAUAAUUCAACCAUAAAAACGCUACCAGGAAUAAUUUAUGUUAAUGGAUUUCAUUCAGAAAUGCAAAAUUCUCGUAAAGUAACACAUUUGAUAAAUUAUUGUAAAAAGAAUAAUUUAGAUUUUUUAACAUUUGACCAUUAUGGUCAUGGGUUAUCUUCAGGUUCAUUUACUAAAGACAUAAAUAAUGUUACAAUUGGCAGAUGGUAUAAUGAUCUUUAUAAUAUAACGAAAAAUGAAACUACAAAUUCACAAAUUUUAAUUGGAUCAAGUAUGGGAUUUUGGUUAUCUUUGUUGAUAAUUUUAAGAGGGGAAGAACAGUUAAAAAAAAGAAUUACCGGCAUUAUUGGAAUUGCUCCUGCUAUUAAUUUCACUGAAAACAUCUUAAAGGAAGCUAAAGAAAAUGGAUUAUUCUUGGAUGAACAAAUUACACCACAUGAUAGUUUUUAUCAUAAACCAUCUAAAUAUUCACCAACCGGAACGUAUCCAAUUUCAUUUCAUUUUCUUCAAGAAUCUCGAAAUCAUUUAAUAGAUCUUAAAGGUAUCAGAAACAAAAUAAAUAUUCCUAUUGUACUUAUACAUGGUAAACUCGAUUCAGAUAUACCUUUUGAGGAAACUUUAAAUAUGGCUGAUACGUUAAAAAAUGUUUUCAGUGAUAAUAUAGAAAUAAUAUUAAUUAAAGAUGGUGAUCAUCGAUUAUCCAGAGAACAAGAUUUUAAUGUAUUAGAUGAGAAAAUUGGCAAAAUGACUGUUGGUAAUUUAUGA
This is a messenger RNA of Funneliformis geosporum, 825 nucleotides long. The record is from the annotation of a GenBank genome assembly. NCBI's taxonomy places the organism in Eukaryota, Fungi, Glomeromycota, Glomeromycetes, Glomerales, Glomeraceae.